AUGCUCGAAAAGCUUCCGCCAGAGAUUCUCAGCCGUGUUCUCGAGAUCGCGAUAGAAACAUGGGGCAUUGGAUUUCUUCCGCCUAUCUGCCUCGUCUCCUCGACUUGCUAUCAUGUCGUCAACUCUUCGCCAAGCCUAUGGGGAAUUCUGAACGUCGGAAAACGUUCGUCUAUGUCGGUUCUUUCCACUCAGCUCGUCAAAGCGAAAGAAAGCGAGUUGCGCAUCUAUGUCGCAAGUAGGGGAUGGCAGAAUCGAGGCGCGGACAAGCAUAUGAAGAGGUUCACGGCUAGACUAGCGGAGCUGUCCAGGAAUUGGGUGGAGAUUUCUUGCCCCUCUUCGCUGCUGGCUGUCACCAAGUGGUCGAACAUGGCACGCCUGAGGACCUUGACCCUUUCCUAUAAUCGUGGCGGAGGGGCACGGGAAUUCUUUGGCGCGGAUAGCCCCAGAAACUCUAUCCUCAGCUCUUUCACAGCCGUUAAUCUGCCUCAGGACUGGGUCCAGGGUUUUUUGGGCCCUAGUAUAUCUUACUUCGCCUGGGGUCGGUUCCAGGCAGAGAGCCCUAUGCUUGUGCAGAGAUACCUGGCCCUCAUCCCCAACGUGCACACUCUCGGCAUAUCGGACGGGUCUCUUCAAGAAGUCCAUGAUGAUAUGCCAGUCAACUCGCUGGAUAAUCUGCACCAUCUUGAAAUCGCGCACGUCAAGCACUUUUCACCCAUCUUACUUUACACCAGAGCCCCAUCACUUCGGGUGUUGGCAAUUCGUCAAAGCGUUGGGCAGAUGAGCCUCGUUUUUUCGCAUUGGAGCCAGCCCAGGUUUCUGCCCUCUCACCUCCAAAAUCUGGAACUUUUCAAUUGCUUCGAGCGCCGGGACACGCCUUUUCUGAUUCAGUGGCUGGCUCGUCUUCCCAAACUACUCCGUCUCGCUAUUUCAAACGAAGACGCGGAUUUUUCGGCCAAUCCAGCCGCCCGAACUUCACACAACGACCUGGUCACAGCGAUGGUCGAUCCCAACGGCGCUGGAGACGGAUGGCUGUGUCCCUCUCUCAUUCAUCUGUGUCUGGACUACAGCCUUCGCGUUGCCGAUCUCCUGCCGAUGGUGCGAGCACGAACGAGCUCGAACAUUGCAUCUCCGGCGAUUUUGCGUACGGGGAGGGUACCGAGGCAAAAUGCAUCUGUUUGGGCUGUAGCUUCCACUUGGAAGGGUCUCGGAAAGGGCGGAGCCAAGCGUCACCGUAAGAUUCUUCGUGACAACAUCCAGGGUAUCACGAAGCCCGCUAUCCGUCGUCUCGCUCGUCGUGGAGGUGUGAAGCGUAUUUCCGGUCUCAUCUACGAAGAAACGCGCGGUGUCUUGAAGAUCUUCCUUGAGAACGUCAUCCGGGACUCGGUCACGUACACCGAGCACGCCAAACGCAAAACCGUCACCGCUCUUGACGUCGUAUACGCUUUGAAGCGUUCCGGUCGCACCCUGUACGGUUUCGGCGCGUAAACGAGCUGAACAUUUUCUACUCACCACCUGUCUUGUCCUACCCACACUACUGUAUUCUUUAUCAACCACCGUCUUGUACCUUUCUAUGUAUGAGGAGGCUGCAUGCCCUAUGAUAAUACGCUCAGGCGGUCGUUCCCUUCCAG
This is a messenger RNA of Mycena citricolor, 1628 nucleotides long. The record is from the annotation of a GenBank genome assembly. Lineage: Eukaryota; Fungi; Basidiomycota; Agaricomycetes; Agaricales; Mycenaceae.